AUGGCGAAGGAGGAGGAGACCCUUCUAAGUGCUCUUCCAGGUGGACACUUCCCCUUCCAGGAGCCGGGAGAGGAUGCCGCCGCCGCCGCGCGGGUCGGGGCUCCGGCCGAGAGGAUCUCGCUGCACCAUUUCUGCGCCAGCCUCCGCGAGCAGCGGGUGCAUUUCCACGCCAUGCGCCUGCGGGACUCCCUCUUCCUUUGGGUCGGGGCGGGCCCCGAGCUCAGCAACCUGGCCGUAGCCAUGUGCACCCCCCGCGACUCCAUUCCAGCAUCUACCUUACUGUUUGGUGAUGCCUCUGAUAGUACCUCCAGUUCUUUAGCCCAAAGAUUAGCCAGCAAGACUAAGAAACAGAUUUUUGUCAGUUAUAACAUUCAAAAUACAGACAAUAGCUUCAUUCUGCUUGUUGAAAAUCGCAUCAAGGAAGAAAUGGCAGCUUUUCCAGACAAAUUUUAGCUUGGUAUCAUUGUAAUGUAAUUGCCUUUUUGUUUCUAUAUGAUUCUUUUUGUACAUACAUGUGUAUAUAGAUAUAUAUUUCGCAUUAAAAGGCCAAGAGCUUA
Molecule: messenger RNA, 557 nt
Organism: Pogona vitticeps (central bearded dragon)
Lineage: Eukaryota; Metazoa; Chordata; Lepidosauria; Squamata; Agamidae
Gene: PSMG4
Product: proteasome assembly chaperone 4
Biological process (GO): proteasome assembly
Source: RefSeq, a predicted model, not a curated record